Messenger RNA from Panicum hallii, 1202 nucleotides. RefSeq names its product transcriptional regulator SUPERMAN-like. Bases 202 to 1065 code for a protein of 287 amino acids. The transcript has a single exon. NCBI's taxonomy places the organism in Eukaryota, Viridiplantae, Streptophyta, Magnoliopsida, Poales, Poaceae. The record is from RefSeq and is a predicted model, not a curated record.
AUCACAGCAUAUGGUACUGAUGAUGGACCAUUGCCAAACAACAAAAACCCAGCCUGCCUGCUUCUCCGAUCGAUCCAACUUGGCAUGCGCUACUGAUCGACAUUAUCCUCGUCGACUACUAGUCGUCGCAGCAGCAGCAGCAGUAGUCGUCGUCUACCAGUAGUACCAUCCAUCCAUCAGCUAGCAGCUACGCACCAAGCAAUGGAGCAAAUGGCCAAGUACUACUGGGCUACGCUGGGUGCAAGGACCGCCGCUGCUGCGGCUACUAGCAGCAGCCUCAGGUCCUGGCCGCCGCCGGCGCAUCAUGCCGGCGAGCCGUCAUGGGAGGAGCUGGCGUUCGCCCAGGACGCGGCGGGGCACCUCGGCGGCUGCGUGUGGCCGCCGCGAUCCUACACCUGCACCUUCUGCCGCCGGGAGUUCAGGUCCGCGCAGGCGCUUGGCGGCCACAUGAACGUGCACCGCCGCGACCGGGCUCGCCUCCGGCAGUGCGCCUCGCCGGACCAUGAAGUCAUCAUCCAGGACGCACAGAAUAAGCAGCAACAGUAUCCGUCGAUCGCCGCCGCCCCUCCUGCGGAUCACCACCAGCUUCUGCAACCGCAGCCCAAGGCAGUAUUAAUCUCUGCCCCUAAAUCUACUACUUGCUGUGAUCAUCAAGCUGCUUGCAAUAAGGCGGAGGGGGCUGUGAUUAGUACUACUACUACUACUUCUCCAUCAUACAUAUCAACCAUCAUCAAGGAGAGCAAGAACAAGGUAGUCAUCUCCAUACCAGCUGCAGCGACAGCGGGCAGCAAACAAGCUCUAGAUCAAAUCGAUGAGGAGGAGGAGGAGGAGGAGGAGGAGAUUGUAGCGGACAGGAGGAAGCGAAGGCGGGUGGUCCAUCAGCAGCCAGAGGCGUUCUUCUUCCUGCGGCCUCUGGCAUCAUCCAAAGGAGUUGAACAGCAUGAUGCAAAGGUACAAAAAGUAAUCAGAAGCCCUAGCCCCAAUUCAUCACUUCAUCAGCUUGCAGGCCGGCAAGAAGUGGAUCUGGAGCUCAGGCUUGGAAGUAGCAGUCCUAAAUUAAAGUAGCGUGAAUGGAUGGAUAAUUUCUUCCCUGCUGCUGUGUUUCAUCUAUAUAUCUACUUCUCACCAUGCGAGUUUGUGCGUGCACAACUGAAUCAUAUGUAUACUUGAUCCUUCGUUAUCGAUGAGGACUGUUUUUUCCA